This is a messenger RNA of Amoebophrya sp. A120, 1022 nucleotides long. Lineage: Eukaryota; Dinophyceae; Syndiniales; Amoebophryaceae. The record is from the annotation of a GenBank genome assembly.
AGCCGCAGACGCGCCCCCGGCUUCGUCGCGGUUCGCGGCUUCGGUGGCCCGCCGCCAGGGCCUCUGCUUGGGUCUCCGGCCGGCUUCCGCCAGGGAAAAAAACGGCCCGCGCCGGAAGCAUUGUGGCGCUGCGCGGCCCGCCGCCGAUUAACACGGUGGCCAAGUUGAUGGAGAGCGUAGCCCUCCACCGCCUGCCGCCCGCGGAAGACCGCACACAGCGCGCCUACUUGGGAGGAAAGUAAGCCCACAGAAACCCUCCUGCUCGAGCUUGCCGGACACCUGGAAAGCCUCGCCAGGCAGGGCAAGGAGGCGCGUCUGCGUCUGUCAUCCGGGCGAACACUGCAGGCGCGUUUGACUCGGUCUGGCGGCCCGCGGCCCCAUUCCAUUCCUACGCACACGCGCGCGCAGGACAUCGAAGACGCGGACUCGCUACAAGCGGACCCCUUGGCCGUCGAUGAAGUGCAUCUUUCGGGCCUCGCGCAAACGAUUGCGCUCGUACUCCGGGCACUCCGCAGCGGGUGCCGUGUUGACGGUGCUACCAUCUGGCGCGACUGCUAGCCUCACCAGCCUCGCCAUGGACGUAAUCGACCCGGGAGCGCCUUGCUCUGUUGCCGCGCACGCUGCGCCUCUGCGAGCGCCCCGCCGGGCAUUGAGCGCGGUCCCAUCGGCUUGGCCGCGGGAAGGUCCGGGCGCGACAAAGAUGGACGAGCAGGCGCACUCCGGGACGGUGCCGGCUGUGGAAAGCGGAGGACUUAUCGCAGGCCGGCUUCCGACCUUGCCGGCGAGCCACUCCAAGCAAGCGCGGCCCCCUUCUUUGUCGUUUCCCGAGAAGCCCGGGCGCGGGCUUCCUUUUCGUUUGGGGGCCGGCCCGCCCUGCCGAUUAUUUUUGAACUUCUUAAUCAGUUCGCCCGGGCAGGGGGCCGGCCGGGGGGAAGAGCCGGGGCGCGGGGGCACAGCGCGCCGAUGCGGCCGGCAGGAUGGCGCGUCGGUCCAUCUGCUGGCACCCCGCACGCCCCCCGCCC